ACCUCGCUGCUCAGCCGGGUUCUACGCUCGAGUCAAACCCGACGCGACAUCCCGCUCAUCCCCGGUUCUGCCCCGCGACAUUUAGCGGCUUGUGAGGGCUACAGCAUUUCCAUAUAACCUACCGAUCACCGUUCCAGCGUCGCCUCCCCAUUCAUCCCAUCCCAUCCCAUCCCAUCCCAACCCAACCCAACCCGCGUGCACGAGAUCAUGAAGACCUUAUUCCGGCUUGGCUCGAUGGCGACUCCGCGGGCGCGCGCGCUCUGGCUGACGGCGCUGUUUGCGGCUCUUUCCCGCACGGUGCACGCUGCGGGGCCCGUGGUGCGCUGUGAGCCGUGUGACUCCGGUGCGCUCGGUCAGUGCAAGCCGCUGCCACGUGACUGCACCGAGAGGGUGCGCGAGCCGGGCUGCGGCUGCUGUCUGACGUGUGCGCUGCGCGAGGGCCAGGCGUGCGGCGUGUACACGGGACGCUGCGGCGCCGGACUGAAAUGUCAACACCGGCCCGGUGAGAGCAAACCGCUGCAGGCGCUGCUGGAGGGAAGGUGUGUGUGCACCAGAGCUACGGACAGAAAACCCCCGGUGACCGUCGAUCACCCUGAGGAACCUGUAGAGGAACAUCUGCCUACCACUACCAUUGCAGCAGUCAGCAUGGGCACUGAGGUGGUGCAGGACACAGCAACAGGUUCAGGGGUUGAAGAGGGUCUGCACAGAACAGAGCUGGAUCCUAAAGGGUCUCUGCUGCACACUAAGCUCAUCAUGAUCCAGAUGGAGGAGUUUAAGCAAAAACAGAUGCAGAAAGUGGAGCCAGUGGUCAAGGGAGUCCACCCUGAUAUCCACAAUUUCAGCCUGGCAUCCAAAAGAGAGACCGAGUAUGGCCCGUGUCGCCGAGAAAUGGAAAGCAUUUUGAAGAGUCUUAGGAUAUCCAGCGUGAUAAACCCUCGAGUUUUUCGCAUUCCUAAUUGUGAUCAGAAAGGCUUCUACAAGAAGAAACAGUGUCGUCCAUCCAAAGGCCAUAAACGCGGUCAGUGUUGGUGUGUGGACAAGUACGGACAGCCUCUACCAGGCUACGAGGCCAAAGAACAAAGCCAGGUCCACUGUUCCAACCAGGAAACUAAAUGAGAAAUGCAGGAGAGACUGGAGGAAAAUGGGAGAGGGAGGAAGAGCCCCUCUGAAUGGUAUGAAUCUACAAUGAAAUGGGUGAAAAGGGAGAUUUUUUUAAAGGCGGUGCCAUAUUUCUGAGUACCCCACCUAUGCACCGGAGCAGGGACUCAUCAGGUCACUUUCACACAUCAGGGGAGUCGAGUCGA
Neoarius graeffei (lesser salmon catfish) is the source of this 1304-nucleotide messenger RNA. It is a transcript of the gene igfbp3, whose product is annotated as insulin-like growth factor binding protein 3. Gene Ontology annotation, biological process: regulation of insulin-like growth factor receptor signaling pathway. Gene Ontology annotation, molecular function: insulin-like growth factor I binding; insulin-like growth factor II binding; fibronectin binding. Bases 208 to 1116 code for a protein of 302 amino acids. Lineage: Eukaryota; Metazoa; Chordata; Actinopteri; Siluriformes; Ariidae. Gene Ontology annotation, cellular component: extracellular region. The transcript is spliced from 4 exons. The record is from RefSeq and is a predicted model, not a curated record.